Molecule: messenger RNA, 3528 nt
Organism: Manis pentadactyla (Chinese pangolin)
Lineage: Eukaryota; Metazoa; Chordata; Mammalia; Pholidota; Manidae
Product: leucine-rich repeat-containing protein 37A2-like
Exons: 15
Coding region: 12-3410 (1132 amino acids)
Molecular function (GO): protein binding
Source: RefSeq, a predicted model, not a curated record
GAGCUGUCAUAAUGGUUCUGCUCUGCUUAAGGGAGCUGCUCUGGUCCUCUGGCUCAUUGUGCCCUGGAGCCUUUGCUGCCAUGUCCUGGCUGCGUUUCUGGGCCCUGUGGCUUCUUGUGUUGCUACCAUUGUGGCUGCUGGUCCAAGCAGCUCAGCCUCCGGGUUGGGCCCUGGACCCUGUGCAGCUGACCCCCAGACCCCCAGGGCCAACCGAGUCCUGGUCUUCGGAUCCCUCCAAUCUCCCUCUUGAAUUUCCCCAUCCACGUCAACAACUGAUGCAUCCUGUGGUUCCUUUCUGGUACACAGGUUCAGCUGGAGAGCUGCCCCCAGGACAAGAACUUUGGGACAAGCCUGGCCAGCAUGAAAGUUCACCAGAGGUGGUUCCGGUGGUGGAUUCCCAGGAUCAGCCUCUAGAGCCCCCGGAGAUGGAUGAGAACUACAAAGACCUGCAGGCGGCCCUGGCUGUGCCUUCCUUCACUCCUGAAGAGGCUGAGCCCCCAGUCCAGGAGGAAGCCCUAGCUCCAUCUUCAGCGCACCCUCAGGGGACACUUCCACAUCCCGGGCAGGUUCACAGUCAGCGUCCAAACCUGACUCAGGUCGCAGCUGCACCUGGGGACCUGGACGUUUCCGUACCUCGGCAGCCAGAGCCGUCUGAGACAGGUUUUCCAUCACUGACUCAGAAUUCAGUGGUGAACACCACCACAAACAACAUAUGUGAGCUCUGUAGCUGCACAGACGAGACGCUGGCGUGCGUUGGUCUCAGCCCAGAGCAGAAGCUCCAGAGUGUGCCCGUGCCAGAGCCCAACGCUCACAAUGGCACCUUCACGAUCUUAAAUUUCCAAGGAAACUCUAUUUCUUACGUUGAAGAAAAUACAUGGAAGUCAUACACUUGGGUUGAGAAACUAAUUCUCGGUGACAAUCAGUUGAGUGAAUUACAUAAGGACUCAUUUGAAGGCCUGCUAUCCCUCCAGUAUUUAGAUUUAUCCUGCAAUAAAAUACAGGCUAUUGAAAGACGUACAUUCGAAUCACUACCUUUUCUGCAGUUUAUAAAUCUUGGUUGCAAUCUCAUUACAGAACUGAGCUUUGGAACAUUUCAGGCCUGGCAUGGAAUGCAGUUCUUACACACAUUAAACCUCAGUCAUAAUCCUCUGACAACGGUUGAAGAUUCUUAUUUUUUCAAAUUGAGAGCAUUAAAAUAUUUAGACAUGGGAAAAACCCAAGUGACACUUAAAACAGUUGAGAGCAUCGUCAUGAUGAGCCCCAAGUUAGAAAAACUGAUUUUACCUAGCCGUAUGGCCUGCUGCCUCUGCCAAUUUAAAAGUAAUAUUGAGGUUUUCUAUAAUACAGUCAAGCUGCAUUGUGACAGUGAAUGUCUGACAAACAUCGCAUAUUGUGAUGACGGAACAUCUAUAGGGGACCCAGAAGGGUCGUUCAUGAAGGCAUUACAAUCCCGGAAGAAGAGUAGCAGCCCUGAGCUGACUAUCGAGCCAGAGAAGGCCGCCGCAGACAAAAAUGCCAUCAGUUUGUCAGCCUUCAAAAGUGAGCAAGAAGACUUUAGCAAGGAAAGUGCACUUAGCUACAUAUCAUCUUAUUUCUCUGGACAGAUGGAAGGUGCAGAAUCAGCAUUAUUACAAUUCAUUAAAACUUACAAACUUCUUUCAAACUUACAAGGAGGAGAUGAGCCUGUGGGGCAUUUGCGAAACAACGCAGAGAACACUUCUCUUCCACCUGGAUCCAGCAUUUCAGCUGACAAAAAUAAACAGAAAAUAAUCUCUGUUCUGGAAGAUAUCAUAGAUGCCAUGCCUCUAUGUUCCAAACUUCUGAGUCCCAGAUUUAACCCCCAAAUCUCCACCAAAACAUUGGAAACUGCCCUAUUACAAGAAAACAGCCCACCAGAGAUUCAGAGAGUAGGGAGGAGGCCGGGGCCUUUGAAGGUGGUCAUCAAGGGCCCAAAGGGCAUUCGGGAGAGGCGACGCAGACAAAUGAGGAAGGCAGGCAUCAACGGGAAGCAGAGGGCCCAGCUCCUUGCGGAGAGCACGGCCGAGAAAAAAGGGCUCACGACGGCAUCCCCAAGGGCGCCGGAGCAGCCUCACGUGGAGCAGCCCCCCAGGGAAACCGCAGGAAGCUCCUUCAACCCAGAGUCUUCAUUCCGAGGGGAACAGGAGGCAGCCGUCCCUUCUGUCCAGUACUUGAUGGGCAGGCCUCCUGCUUCCAAUACUCCAAAAUCUCUACCUGAGAUUAAACCAAAAUCGAAAGACCUAGCUGAAAGUAUUUUUGUUUUAGAAGCUGCAAGUGCUAGAAUGAGAAAUAUGAAGGCUUCUGAACCAACCUCACACUUAAGAGAAAAGUACCUCUUUCCUGAAUCUUUGCGGCAGGCGGGCCACAAAAUCCUCAAGGCCAAAAUGAGUAGACAGUUCAGCAGUAAAGGCUCACAGAAUAGCCCGAUGGUUGUGAACAAGCCUCCACUCACUGCAAUGAGCCUUAUAAACUCCCCUUCACAAGAGGCUUUUUCAUCGUCAGAACUGACUUUUCAGAAAAAUCAUUUUCCAGAUUUAUUUUCUCUUUUGGAUCCAACUCUCAAACUGACCGCGGAAGCACAACAGGAACACGACAAUGUGGGCGCUGACUUACCCUCCACAUCCACAGCCUUCCCUUUCCCAGGGAGCUCAUCUCCAGGUGACCACCCCGAAGCUCAGCUAAACGAGCAGCUGCGGUCCCUCAUCACCGACAGUGAUGUGAGAAGGCUCAUUUCUCGUGUUUGCUGGACUUUGAAAAUGGGCUGCUCGGAGACCCACCUGAAACCAGCCUGUGCCAAGCUCAUCUUCCAAACCGGCCUCCUGAUGAAGCUUCUCAGCGAGCAGCAAGAAGCAAAGGAGCCCAGGGCAGACUGGGAUACAGACCAGAGGGAAACAGAAAACUACAUCCACGGGAGUCCAGAAGCCCAGAGUGAACAGGAAGAGCAGGAGAUCCAUGAGGUCCCGAAAGUUCUGGUGCAUGGGUAUCGAAUCGAAGUCAUCUUGGCAUUGUCAGUGACAGGAGCAGUGCUGGUGUUGAUUAUAGCUUUCUGUCUCACUAAGAUGUGCUCCCGUAGAAGAGCAGCGCUGGAUGAAGAAGAACGCUCAGGGGGCUUCUUUCCACUUCCGGAUAAACCCUCAGAAGAGCGUAAGAAUCAGAAGGGCUUUUCCUGGAGAAGGCGGCUUUGGCUCAGGAAUAUGUACAGAACCGUCAGUCCCUCACGUGAGAAAAACCUGGCGCAGAAGCUACUUGAGACGGAUGGAGGGGAGCUCAGUGAAGUCGUAAUAGAGAAGGAUGUGACUUCAGGGUUGGGUGCCGGAGGGAGGAGAGUGAAGCCCAAGAUACCACCACAGAGGGAGCCCCAGCCUGCCCCGGGCCACCUACAACGCUUCUAAUAUUGGCUUCUCAAUAAAAUACAUAAUUUUCUCUCAUUGAAGUGUAUGAACUCAUAACCAAUCCUAGCCAUCUGGUAAGGAAUUAAAGUACAAAUUGUUAAAUACUUACAUGCAAAUA